This is a messenger RNA of Ficedula albicollis (Collared flycatcher), 1119 nucleotides long. RefSeq names its product post-GPI attachment to proteins 3 (gene PGAP3). Gene Ontology annotation, biological process: GPI anchor biosynthetic process. The transcript is spliced from 8 exons. The coding region runs from base 141 to 1079 and encodes 312 amino acids. Gene Ontology annotation, cellular component: endoplasmic reticulum membrane. Gene Ontology annotation, molecular function: hydrolase activity, acting on ester bonds. The record is from RefSeq and is a predicted model, not a curated record. Lineage: Eukaryota; Metazoa; Chordata; Aves; Passeriformes; Muscicapidae.
CGCCCCCUUUUGCGCCACGCCCCCCUCCCCGGGCUGGGGAGACUGGGAGGCGCUGGGGCCAAACUGGGAAGAGCUGGGGAGCCCCGGGCUGACCUGAGGCUGUUGGGCCAUGCUGGGGCUGGAUUGGGAAGCCCUGGGUGAUGCUGCGGGGUCACCGGAACAUGCUGCUUCCAUGCUGGUUGUCACUGGGUCAUGCUGGUGGCUGCUGGGCUGUUUUGGGUCUGUACUGGGAGGUGCUGGACUAUGAGGUGGGGUCCCUGGGCCAUGCCGCGGGGACCCUGGACUUUGCCAGGGCAGGCUGGACGUGCCGGGACGAGUGCAAGUACGAGUGCAUGUGGCUGACGGUGCGGCGGUACCAGCAGGGCGGCCACCGCGUGCCGCAGUUCCACGGAAAGUGGCCCUUCUCGCGGUUCCUGUUUUUCCAGGAGCCGGCCUCCGCCUUCGCCUCCUUCCUCAACGGGCUGGCCAGCCUGGUCAUGCUGCUGCGCUACCGGGCGGCCGUGCCCCCCGCCGCCCCCACCUACCCCACCUGCGUCGCCUUCGCCUGGGUCUCCUUAAACGCCUGGUUCUGGUCCACUGUGUUCCACACUCGGGACACAGCGCUGACGGAGAAACUGGAUUAUUUCUGUGCUUCGGCCGUCGUCCUGCACUCCGUGUACCUGUGCUGUGUCAGGACGCUGGGGCUGCAGCGCCCGGCCUUAAUCAGCAUCUUCAGAGCCUUCCUGCUGCUCUUCCUCGCCGGCCACAUCUCCUACCUGAGCCUCGUGCGCUUCGACUACGGCUACAACCUGGUGGCCAACGCUGCUGCUGGCACGCUGACGGUGGCGUGGUGGCUGCGGUGGUGCCUGCGGCAGGGGCGGCGCCUCCCGCACGUGUGGAAAUGCGCGGCCGCGGUGCUGCUGCUCCAGGCGCUGGCGCUGCUCGAGCUCCUCGACUUCCCGCCCCUGCUCUGGGUGCUGGACGCCCACGCGCUCUGGCACAUCGGGACCAUCCCCCUCAACGUGCUCUUCUACAGUUUCCUGAUGGACGACAGCCUCUACCUCCUGAAGGCCAACUCCGACCUCUUCAAAGUGGACUAGAGCUGCCGGGGGGGGACAGGGGGGCAGAGCCCCUCCCCCC